UAUUGAUUUGCUACAUGCCACAGAACAGGACAGGAUUAUAAUUCCCUCUUGGAUUUAAAAGUCAUCGAUUUUUACCAUUCAUCAACUUCAAACUUUUCUGAUCGUCUGGGUCUGCAAAUUGCGCACGGAGAUGGCGCAAAGGUACGAUGAGCUGGCUCAUUACGGAGGUGCGAUGGAUGGAGUCGGAGUCGCAGCCUCCAUGUACGGAGACCCGCACGCCCCCCGGCCCCUUCCCCAGGUCCACCACCUGAACCACGGGCCUCCCCCGCACCCAACGCAGCACUAUGGAGCCCACGCUCCGCACAACAUCAUGCCCAGCAGCAUGGGCAGCGCCGUCAACGACGCAUUAAAGAGAGACAAGGACCAAAUCUACGGCCAUCCUUUAUUCCCACUGUUGGCUCUGGUUUUCGAGAAGUGCGAGCUGGCGACCUGCACGCCCAGAGAGCCUGGGGUGGCGGGAGGAGAUGUCUGCUCCUCCGACUCCUUCAAUGAAGACAUAUCUGUAUUUGCAAAACAGAUCCGCGCAGAGAAGCCUUUAUUUUCUUCCAACCCAGAGCUGGAUAACUUGAUGAUUCAAGCGAUUCAAGUCCUACGAUUUCAUCUCCUGGAAUUAGAGAAGGUCCAUGAGCUCUGUGAUAACUUCUGCCACCGGUACAUCAGUUGCCUAAAAGGCAAAAUGCCCAUCGACCUGGUCAUAGAGGACCGAGACGUCUGUAAGUCGGACUUCGAUGACCUCUCCGGAUCCUCCACCAACAUCGCAGAUCAUAACCCAGCGUCCUGGAGAGACAUGGAUGACGCCCACUCCACGCCCUCUGUGGGCACCCCGGGACCGUCCAGUGGGGGACACGUCUCUCAGAGUGGCGACAACACCAGUGAACUCGGAGACGGCCUCGACAACAGCCUGGCAUCACCGGGCACAGGAGACGAGGAUGACCAGGACAAGAAGAGGCAGAAGAAACGAGGCAUCUUCCCCAAAGUAGCCACAAAUAUAAUGAGAGCAUGGCUCUUCCAGCACCUUACGCACCCAUACCCCUCAGAGGAACAGAAAAAGCAGCUAGCACAAGACACAGGCCUCACCAUCCUUCAAGUGAACAACUGGUUUAUCAAUGCAAGGAGGAGAAUAGUCCAGCCUAUGAUUGACCAGUCUAACAGAGCAGUGAAUCAGAGUACUGCUUACAGUCCAGAUGGCCAGCCAAUGGCAAGCUUUGUUCUUGAUGGGCAGCAGCACAUGGGUCUCAGACCUGGAGGGCCGAUGGGGGGGGGCAUGGGCAUGAACAUGGGCAUGGACGGACAGUGGCACUACAUGUAAAUCCACUCCACUGAGGCAAGUCUGAAAAACAGGGUGAAGCUUCCAUGGUUGGCUCAGGGAUCUUCUUCCACCUGGCUGUGGAGCUCAGUAUCGGAGCUGCCUCUGCAGUCGCACGUCAAACCCAUCUGACCGUACACCCACCUGACCACUCCCACCUCACCCAGCCCGAGCCCGCACGGUUCGCGUGUAGAGGAUCACCAUGGAAACGUCAAACUUUGACUUUUAAACUGAACAAAGAAUCGAAGCUUUACGGCUGCACAGAAAAUACAAUGACCAAGGACUUCAUAGUGAAGAGAAGCAGUUUGACACGUCUCCACCAUUUCUUUUUAAAUUAUUUAUUUAUUUUUCUACAAGGGCAGACCACGGGGAAGACUUUUUGUUCUCUUUUUCUCAUAUUUCAAUUAAAGCUUUACCCCCAAAACCCAAAUAGCCUAUGCCCAUCCCUUCCGAAUAAAAGUGUUAAAAUAGACACACACACACACACACACACACACACACACACACACACACACACACACACACACACACACACACACACACACACACGCCCUGUCCUUUACGGGACAAAACAAAACAAAACACUGUGAAUAUUUUUGUUUUGUUUUUUUAAAUAUGAGUACUCGGUGAGAGUUUUACUUGUUGUGCUGUAUAAAUUUGUGGUCUUUAUUUGUCUGUUUCUCUCCAUGUUUGCGCUUGUGAUCACUAGACGUUAGAGUGAGCUUUUACCACUGACAUGUUUUUUUUAAAUCCCAAAUUCAACCAAGAUUUUUAAAAGGAAAAAAGUCUCUGAAUGUGUGUCUCUGUUCUCCGUGCACUGCAUCUCUUUCUUCUGUUUUUACUCUCCUUGUGUUCUUAUAUAUUUACUGAAAAGACUUGCUGAGGGAACAUGACUUGAUGACGAGUUGAGUUCCGUUUUCUGACAAUAUUUUGAAUAGUUUUUAGCACCAAAACACAGAGAAGAAGUCAGCACUAAAAAAACAAAAUAAAGACUUUGUUUGAGGUAGACAAAACAAAAGAUUCAGCAAAGUGUUUUAAUGUGAAGAGCAGAUUGUCGGCCUGAGUGUUUCCGUUUUGUUGUUGUUUCCUGAGGUCUCACUUUAAAAAUCCGAACAAGAAAGGUCAGUGUAGGCGUUGGAGAAAAUGUUUUAGACAACGACAUUAGUUGGUGGAGCAGGUCACGUAGCCAGCUCUGGUUCGAUACGAGACGGGAUUGCAGUUGUCUCGCGUUAUUCGAUUGAUGGUGACAGGAAUGAUGGAUGGCCUGGCUGUAAAGUUCAAGAAAAAUCAGAGCAAAGUCGGAGACAGCAGCUUUUACUAAAUGUUGUUGUUUCUAUAGAGUCUGUUCUGCUGGGAUGGUUGGAUGAAUAUGUGUGAGGGAGAGAAAAAGAUGCAAAGAAAUGAAAAAAAAAUGGGGUUUGAGUCACAUUGUU
Cottoperca gobio is the source of this 2739-nucleotide messenger RNA. It is a transcript of the gene meis2b, whose product is annotated as Meis homeobox 2b. Gene Ontology annotation, molecular function: DNA binding. The coding region runs from base 131 to 1309 and encodes 392 amino acids. Lineage: Eukaryota; Metazoa; Chordata; Actinopteri; Perciformes; Bovichtidae. The record is from RefSeq and is a predicted model, not a curated record. The transcript is spliced from 13 exons. Gene Ontology annotation, biological process: regulation of DNA-templated transcription.